CUCUUCCCCUUCAACCUCACAGGAGCUUUCUUCAGCACCUGGGCCGAGCUGUGAAUGCGGCAUCGUUGCAAAUAAAGACAUUUCCACAUGAUUUAUGAGUCUGGAUCUCCGGGACAAUAAAACAUCCGAGUUAUACCAUGUUCACGAGGAAGCUGCUGACGCUGGUGCUGGUGGUGCAACCCGGCCGUGUGCUGCUCGGCAUGAAGAAGCGCGGCUUCGGAGCGGGGAAAUGGAACGGCUUCGGGGGGAAAGUUCAUCUCGGAGAGAGCAUAGAGCAAGGAGCGAGGCGAGAGCUGCUGGAGGAAAGCGGCCUCACUGUAGACACGCUGAGCAAGAUCGGAAAUAUCACGUUCGAAUUCGUCGGAGAAACGGAGCUGAUGGACGUGCACGUAUUCCGAGCCGACGAUUACGACGGCGAGCCGACGGAAUCGGAAGAAAUGCGGCCUCAGUGGUUCGACAUCGACAAAAUCCCCUACGGCGAAAUGUGGGCAGACGACGUCCUCUGGUUCCCGCUGAUGCUGCAGAAGAAAAAGUUCUCGGGCUACUUCAAAUUCCAGGGCCAUGACGUGAUCCUGGAACACAAGCUCAACGAGGUGCAGGAGCUUUGAUCAGACUCCUAGAUGGAUGCGAUCAGGUGUAACGAAUGCGACUUCAGGUGACCGCUUGUGAUCAGACCUCGUGAGCGAUGUUGACAUGGCUGUGCUUUAGUGCAGGUAGCACCUCCGUAUACACCUCUAGAAGUUUUAGAAUAAACUAUGAGCUGUUAUCAGUUCGCUCGUACAUACAUUGUGCUAUUUUCUUCCUGAUAGAAACAUUUGGGGGUUUCAUCCGGGUACUCCGGUUUCCUCCUCCAGUCCAAAGACAUGUGUUGUAGGCUGAUUGGCAUUUCCAAAUUGUCUGUAGUGUGUGUGUGAUUAUGCCCUACCAUUAAUCCAGGGUGUCCCCCACCUUGUGCCCCGAGUACCCUGGGAUAUGCUCCAGGCUGCCCCCCCACGACCCUGUCUAGGAUAAGCUGUACAGAACAUGGAAUUAUGGGAGUUGAUUUAAGUUGUAGUUUUCUAUAAUUAACUGAAUCAAAUGCUUUCAAAUAGUAAACCAGUUACACAGAGCAUGACGUCAGUUUUUCCUUCAUUAUAUACAUUCCUCAUUUUAGGAUGAUGGCUUUCACCUUGAAUCAUAAACUAUACAGUUUCCAAGGGGACAAAAAAAGAAAUGUCUUCUGCUUUAUUUGUUACACAAAAUGUUAAGUACUUAAAGGUUUUGUAUUUAAAUAAUAACCAGUCUAUAAGGUUAUACAGGCAGAACAAGCAUUAGCGCUACUGCUAUUAUUACAAGUUUGCAUAAACUAUGGAAAGCGAAAUUUCUCUUGCUUUCUGAGGUAAAGACAAUCAGGAAGGCGAUGUCGUAAUGUUUAUAAUUUCACGAUAAUCUUUCAUCUGAAGCAACACCGUCACACAAAUAUAUUUAAACUUCUCAGAUAAAGUUAAUUCCCAAAUGCCGUUAUGUUCACUACGGUAUGCUCACUAAACAGGGUGUGAUGUCAUUUAACCUGUGAGGUGCACUAUACUGAACUGCCUUCCGGAGCAGGAGGAAAGUAGCGAAAUCUCUUCCAAGUACAGUUUAUUUGAAAUGUAGAUGUAAAUAUAUGGGACAACACCAAAGGACCGUGUAGCCAACUUUAUCCAUGAAAUCUAAUCACAAGUGGUCACUAAAGUCUCGCUCGAAAAGACCAGAUGAGCCAUCUCAGAGAGAGAGACACAGAGAGAGAGAGUGACAGAGAGAGAGGCAGACAGACAGAGAGACACACAGACAGAGAGUGACAGAGACAGACAGACACAGACAGAGACGGAGAGAGAAAGACACAGACAGAAAGUGACAGAGAGAGAGACAGAGAGACCAAGAAAGACAGCAGACAGAGAGUGAGGGAGAGAGAGAGACAGACGGAGAGAGAGGCAGAUUGAGAGAGAGACAGACAGAUGAUAACAUCCUGAGACGACUGUUAUAACGGGGUCUCACACGCACUGUGUUGUGCCUAAGAGCAAUGAUUAUACUGUCUUAUAUCAUACUGUCUUACACUGAUGAUGUUCUAAUAAUAGGUUUUUGUUGUUAAGUGAGUAUUUCCUACAUGCAUUCCUAACAUUACCUGUUCAGUAGUGUCUGUACAGUUCUUUUUUACACAAUAAUAUGAUUAUAAUCACACAGUUAGCCAACAAUGUUAUUGUUUGAUCCUCACUAUAGGCUUUGAGGCUAUAGAAAGGUUCUUUAUGCGUUUUUAUCAAAAACGUUGUCUAAUGUCACAGAGUUUAGUUAUCACAGAUAUCUGUAAUUCAUUUCGUGUACUUAAAAUACGAGUUAUGUCUUUGUACACUGCAAACAGUGACAUAUCUUGAAUGUAACGAAUUCAAAAGUAUCUAGUAUUACAUAAUAUAAGAUUAAACCAAAUAUUAGAUUAUUAAACCUAUUUCUUUCUAAUUUCAAGCUUAAAAUGAGUUAAAAACUGUCUAGAUACGGGUUCAAUAAUCUUAUAUUUGGUGUAUUAUCUUAUAAUAGGAACUAUUAGAUAAAUCUGAUUUCAAAAUCAAGACUUUUCCACCUGCUAAGCUGUGUAAGUGUGUAAUGGUUCUUCACAUAUGAACAGAAUUAUUGCGGUUAUUCCACAGUGUCAUGUAUUAUGUAAAUUUAUCCUAAAGAAGGGAAUUUCUAUCAGUGCUCUGUUGAAACUGUAAUACAUUUCUGUAUAAUGAGCGAUAUGACUGACUCCGUUAGUGCUCAGAGCAACAAGCAGCUGAUUCAAAAUGAUUGAUUUAUUUUUGUUGGCACUUUGUUAGCCAACUUAAAUAUCCUAAUAAAUAUCAUGCACCUUAA
This is a messenger RNA of Ictalurus punctatus (channel catfish), 2865 nucleotides long. RefSeq names its product nudix (nucleoside diphosphate linked moiety X)-type motif 1 (gene nudt1). The transcript is spliced from 4 exons. The coding region runs from base 138 to 608 and encodes 156 amino acids. Gene Ontology annotation, biological process: DNA protection. Gene Ontology annotation, molecular function: 8-oxo-7,8-dihydroguanosine triphosphate pyrophosphatase activity. The record is from RefSeq and is a predicted model, not a curated record. Lineage: Eukaryota; Metazoa; Chordata; Actinopteri; Siluriformes; Ictaluridae.